AUGUUGCCGCUCCCACUGACCACCGCCAACGGGGGUAGGUACUCUGCCACCUCUCGCAAUAAGGCCUACACUACAAGGGACUGCCUGGUGCGAGCGGAUAUUGCGGGAAUUGGAGCAACAGAGCGAUGUUACGACCAAGCUCCCUCGCUUACAGAAAGGUUGCGCGCGCCCCUGUACGCACAGUCAGACUCGGACAAGUCACGGGAAAAAGGCGGGUCAGACUGUCGCACAAACUUUGACCUCGAUCCAGACCUCAAACGUGGCAGCUCUUGGCCCCCACAAAUCUCAAAUCGGCCCCCAAACGGACCCGAGAUCGAGGAAAUCGGCACUCGGACCGAGCCAUCUCUCCACCCCCACGAUAACUUUAACGACAUCUCCGACUCGGAUUUGAGCUUCUGUUUGCUUGAAGAACGGGCGUUUCUGCUGACUUCCGUGUGGAGGUACUGUCGGGGGACGGACCGGACGGACACCGUCGUCUUGAUGCCUGGUGCGCAACCCCGCCUCCGCCACAACCUGCAGGGUUCUUCGGCACCGAGACAUGCAUCCCCUGACAGUUUCGGUGCCGAACCAAUCAUGAACUGCAGGGAUCUCAGUUUAACAUUUCCCCCGAACAACUUUUCGAACCCCAGGGUUGAUGGUAUUCCCCCCUUCUGGAUCGCAAAGACGGCUGGAUUUCUGAUUCAUGCUCUGUCAGCGAGUGCGGCUCGUCAACGUCACCGCUUGUUCGUUGUCGCCUUACCGACCAAACUUCCAGCCGAGCUCGCUUAG
Messenger RNA from Chaetomium globosum CBS 148.51, 768 nucleotides. RefSeq lists its product as uncharacterized. The coding region runs from base 1 to 768 and encodes 255 amino acids. Lineage: Eukaryota; Fungi; Ascomycota; Sordariomycetes; Sordariales; Chaetomiaceae. The record is from RefSeq and is a predicted model, not a curated record. The transcript has 5 exons.